Messenger RNA from Hippoglossus stenolepis (Pacific halibut), 2084 nucleotides. RefSeq names its product small VCP interacting protein. The coding region runs from base 483 to 725 and encodes 80 amino acids. The record is from RefSeq and is a predicted model, not a curated record. The transcript is spliced from 4 exons. NCBI's taxonomy places the organism in Eukaryota, Metazoa, Chordata, Actinopteri, Pleuronectiformes, Pleuronectidae. Gene Ontology annotation, biological process: negative regulation of retrograde protein transport, ER to cytosol; negative regulation of VCP-NPL4-UFD1 AAA ATPase complex assembly; positive regulation of autophagy. Gene Ontology annotation, cellular component: endoplasmic reticulum membrane.
CGCGUGCCUCCGCCACAGACGGUUAACAGUGUUCAUUAAGCGGACGCUGUUGAACACACCCUGGCGGAGUUGUCAUCCAGCUGAACCCUGACCAGAACACACACGGAGGCAGAAACCACUCGACCCAGACGUCGUGACCGUCACAUCCUCCCGAUGCCGAGACGACCGCGGUGGGAGAGCGUGUUUGUGAGGGCGGCCUGAGGACCGCGGCUUGUAGAGUAGCGCCAACUAGCUAGGCUGCUAACGCCACCGCGGCUAACGGAGGCUAGGUACCGUUAGCUCAUGGUAGCGUAAUGCCAGGCGAGCCUACACCUACCGCAGCUGCUGGGAGUGGAGACCGCUUCUUCUGUUGCCUCAACCGGGAGCCCGGCGGCGCGACACGGGCUCGGCGGGCAGUCAGGUAGCCGCGUGAGCUAAAAGCUAAACUCAUUCUCAUUAUAUACUCAUUUCCCUCCUGUUGCUGCCUGGAAUAACCUGCCAGGAUGGGGAUGUGCUUACCGUGCCUUGGCGGGGCGGCGGACGACGUCGUUGUCACCCCAGAUCCGGAUGCGAGGAGACGACAGUUAGCCGAGGCCGCAGAGAAGAGACAAAAAGAGACAGCAUACCGUGGUGUUAAAAACCCAGAAGCGGUCGAGAGGAAAAGGAAAAAGCAGGAAGAAAGUGAGAACCAGGCGAUGACAACGAAUGCGUCUGGUGGCGGCGGUUUGAAGUGGCAGGUAGGAUGAACACCCUGAUGGCAGAAUCUGAAGUCUUGACUCGGAAGUCCAAAACAACGUGGAGCAUCACUGCAAGAUGACUUGAAAGAUGUCUGAACUGCUGUCCAUUCGUCUACUUUUUGGUUCUGUUAUUUGCCCGUUUGAUGGUGUCACGAGACAAACAGCUGCCGCUGCUGGAUGCAAAACGAUCUGAAGUGAAGAGAUAACAUCAGGACAGCCCCCUUGAUGCCAAGUUACACAAACCAGUGUGGACCUUUGGACAAAUCAAGGAUGAUACACAGUAAUAGCAAAAGCAGGCUAUUUUAUAUUAGAUAACACGAAACAAUAUAACUCUUAAGUCAAGUUGUGUCUCUGGGAACACAUUGAAACAAGCUGUCUUCAACACUCUUAUAACAUGAGCUUCAUCGCCGCACCUUUCCUUUUAUUUUCACAGUCGAGGAUCAGUAUUCACCGUUGAUCUGUUCAUGGCCAAAUUGCUUUUUCUGUACCGUUAUACAAAGGACUCAUUUCACAAGUUGGACACAGUUUAUGUUUACAUAGCAAUUUAACUGUGCUUAUUGUUGUUUUAUUGUACAAUAAUGAGCAUCCACGUACCACUCAUUUCACCUUGUUCAGGCUCUAUGUGUCGGUAACACAAAGGCUAGUGCAAACAGGGCUGUAACUUGUUGCUAUUGGCUGAACCUGUUAUUCUCUUUGCGCGGAGUGUUUCCGUGACUGAUGCACAUCUCACAAUGAAGUCCCCUGAUGCAGAAGGCAAUGCGAGUUAUGCCUUUGACAUUUUACGAAGAAUAUAUGUUCGACAACCAGGCCUAUACUCUGCAGCAUCAUAUAGUUGCUACAUUUGUGAUGAAGGAAGUAAGCACUGGAAAAUAGGGAAUGAUUUAUUGAACUUGUGCACACGACCUAUUGCAUUUUGCACUGGCCUUUGUGAACCCCCCCCUUUUUAAUGGAGCCUAAUUUCAACGGAAUUUUUUUUGGUUUUCUCUGCACAAUUCCAGUUGAAUUAUUGAAUGCAAAACUCUUGACGUGUCGCCUGCUUGAUUUGAAUGAGAUAUCAAUUGUGUUUUAUAUAUUGCCAUGUGACAAACAGAAGCUUUGGUUGGACAUCUAUUUGCACACAGUUUGUCAAUAUUUGGUACACAGCAAAUAAGUGGAGAGAGAAACUAGUAACAGAAAUAUGAAGAAACCGAAGGAAAGAAUAAGUGAAUUGUGUAUGUUGUGAUUUUUUUUCUUUUUAAACUAUGACUUGCUUUGACUUGAGUGCAUUUCUUACAGCCUUCACUUGAUCCUAAAUGCUUCCGGUGCUCUCUCCUUUUUGUAGAACAGGAAAGCCAAUGGUAUUUGCUACAAUAAAUCACAUUUCUGCUA